Molecule: messenger RNA, 2362 nt
Organism: Pimephales promelas (fathead minnow)
Lineage: Eukaryota; Metazoa; Chordata; Actinopteri; Cypriniformes; Leuciscidae
Product: specifically androgen-regulated gene protein
Source: RefSeq, a predicted model, not a curated record
AUGAGCUCAGCUGAGCUGCGCUGUUGAAGAGUCUCGCGCUCUGACUGGUUUACUUCAUAACAACCGAGAGAGACACUCAGGUGAGCGACUGCAAUUCCUCACGGACAGAUUGGGCCUCUAUUUGCCAUCAUUAAACAAAGCUCCUUGAAGACCCGUGUCACUACCUGACUCGCACUUUUUGUGCGAUGCCAAAAAGUGACACCUGGCCAGGGGGCGUUGCCGUUGAAUCUGUGUCUGGUAUGGACAGUGCAGAAAGCUGUGAUAGUGUGCUCAGCAUCAACUCUGGAUUUAGUGAUGACAGUCUGGAGUACCUUUCUGUUGAGGAAAGAGCAUGUCUCAUGUUUCUUGAGGAGACCAUUGAGUCUCUGGAUGUAGAGCAAGACAGCGGAUUGUCUAACGACGAGCCUGAUGGCCUGUCUAAUGGUUUGGAAGGAAAAACUGCUCAUCACAUACCCAUCUACCAGAACAAUACUGAGGUGCUAUCAGCCCAUGAGGAUCCAAACAAAGUGAUCGGAAGAGAUCAUAAACCUUCUCCGAAGUACCUUGUGCCAACUCCAUUGCUCCUUGCCAGUGGGAAUGCAAAGAUAAUCAGCAAACCAAUGGAGUCAUCUCACAUAGAAGUACCAGUGGCAUGCAUUGAUGUGCCUGAGGGGUUCAGAUCAAGCCCUAACCAUCAAGAACCUGGACGGACAGUUUCCGUAAAAGCUGCUUUGGAAGUAGCAACUGCUAGACGAAGAAUUGGACCAUCAAGGGAUGUAGAGGACAGGCCACCUUCUUUCAUACCUGAACCUCCAGUUAGAACAAGUUUGCCUAGUGACUCUAAAGCCAAAGAUGGCAUUCAUAAGAGUUUGGAUGUGAAGUCUCAGCCGAAGCAGCAGAAAGUUUCCUCAGAGGUGCCGCUGGAAUUCAUUCCUCCACCCUCAGACUUCAUGGAUGAACCGGAUUUAAGCCGCACUUAUUCACCACCACCUCCUCCUGCUUACGAUGGACCACCAGAAUGGAUUCCCGAACUCCCCAAAAUGGAGCCGCAUGUUUCUGGUGGAUCCAUCAAACCAACUGAAGUGACCAAAUCAAGGAGUGAAGACCCAGAAACGUCAAAAGGGCCAUUAUCCCACAAUGAGAUUGAAAACCUGCACAAGAAGGCCUCCGUGAAGAAAGCAUCUCACUUGACACCGAUAACGAUAGCGCAACAUACUGUGGCAGACAAACCGAUGACACCUUCACCAUCUUCAGAACAUGUUCCUGCGCCAAAAGAGUAUGGCGACCCCAAAAGCCCACCAGCUGUGGCGCCCAAACCCAAGAAACUCCCAUCAAAUAUCACCUUCAAAAGCCACAAAGACAGCGGGAGCACGCAUUCGUUGAUUUCGCAGAGUGAGCGCACUCAGAUGGAUCCUCAGAAGAUCCGAAUGGAGGCUUUGAAAAAGUUGGGCCUGGUGAAGAACGAAGAGGUAACAGGUCCAAGCGUCUCUCCCUGCCAAUCGCCAAAGUUCAGAGCUAAAGCUCGUCAACAGUCUCCAGCACCUGUUGAACCCGUGCAAGAAUUAUCUAGACUAUCUGAAAAUCCCGUACCAGGGGACAUGCAACUACCUUUACAUACUCUAAAGCACCAGGAAGCUAAAACCAGGGAAGGUUCUUUGAAGCAACCAGUAAGGUCCUACGAGAUCAAAUCGGCAACCCUGGAGCGCACAGGACCUGGAAUGGUCAUUGAACCUGCGCCACAGAUGACAAACCCAGACAGGAGCCAUGUUGAGUUAUCACCAGGUCAGUUACGAAAGACUCCUGCUCGAACUCCUUCUGUAUCUAGACUAUCUGAAAGUCCCGUACCAGGGGACAUGCAACUACGUUUAGAUACUCUAAAGCACCAAGAAGCUAAAACCAGGGAAGGUUCUUUGAAGCAAUCAGUAAGGUCCUACGAGAUCAAAUCGGCAACCCUGGAGCGCACAGGACCUGGAAUGCUCAUUGAACCGGCGCCACAGAUGACAAACCCUGAAAGGCCGCAUGUUGGGUCGUCGCCAGCUCAGUUACGAAAAACUCAACCUCGAACUCCUUCUGUAGGGAGUGCAAAGGACUUUGGUAUUGGCCAUCAGGCUGAUGAUUCAACCAAAUCUCUCCACGCUGCUGCGGUUCAGCCAGGCAACGAUGCCCAAAAGUUGCCCCGCUCCAAUGGAAUAAGCGUGAUGAUCUCUCCGCACGGUCAAAAUGGCGAGAACCGGCGGGAAGCCUUGAAGAAACUGGGAUUACUGCGGGACUAAUAGAUGGUGCUAAUGGCCUUUCGCUGGGAACUUAUUUCACAAUUUAUUCUGGACCAUUGGACAGUUGUUUUUGCACCGUUAAAAGCAUUGAAAGGAAGAAUGCUGAAAAU